AUGAACGGCGCCAACCCCAUCCUCAGCAUCGACGAGUUCUCCAAGAUCCGGAUUCUGGAAGCCUCUCAGUUUGAGGCCUCUGAGAAGCUGAAGGAAGAAUGCCGUGACUUUACAAGCAAAAUCAACGACUUCAACGAGAUUGUCGGGGGCAUCCUCGACAUGAUGCAGCAGAAAGCCAGGCAAAUCGAAGCCGAAAAGCUGAAGGUUAUUGGGCUGAGAAACCAGGUCGAAGGCGAGGUCGAAGCACGAAAGAGCAAGCAAACCGAGCUACAGACCUUGAUCAAAGAAAAGCAAGCAGAACUCGAUAGACUUGCUGCACAAGCCGAUUCGCUUGUCAAGGUGCAGAACGAGCAACAGACAUUGAUCGAAACUCUCAGCUUCAAAUAAUAGCCGGUCUCAGCCCAAGAACUAAGUGAGGAACAACGCUUCCCUCGACUGUCGCGAUGAUGGAGACUGCUUCCUUCACUCCUGGAUAUCGCGCUGCUGGAAUACUGGCGGGUAGAGCGGCGACAUUGAAAGCUAGGGACGUGAGCACUUUGGCUCCAUCAUCGCUGCCCGAA
Molecule: messenger RNA, 560 nt
Organism: Polychytrium aggregatum
Lineage: Eukaryota; Fungi; Chytridiomycota; Chytridiomycetes; Polychytriales
Product: intraflagellar transport protein 20
Exons: 4
Coding region: 1-387 (128 amino acids)
Source: RefSeq, a predicted model, not a curated record